UCAAUUUUCAAAGCAACGCUAGAGCAUAAAAGUGCCGGGAGAUUCACUCGAUCAAUUCAGUUUGAUUCAAAGCUUGUUUGAGACACUUCAAUUUAUUAUUUCGUUAAAACUAAGUUCAAAAAUGAAACUCUUCAUUGUACUUUUUGCCAUAAUUGCCGCUACUGUUGCCGCUCCGCAAUUCUUCCCAGGUGGUGGAUUCAGCGGUGGUGCUGCUAAUGCAGCAGCUGGCUCACAAACAUUCAAUUCUGGCGGUCCAUUUGGUGGAUUCGGUGGGAGUGCAAGUAACGCAGCCGCUGGCUCACAGUCAUUCAAUGCCGGUGGUCCAUUCGGAGGAUUCGGGGGAUCAGCUUCUAAUGCAGCUGCUAGCUCACAAUCAUUCAAUGCAGGAGGUGGAUUCCCAGGUGGUUUCGGGGGUGGAUUCUCAGGAAGUGCUUCAAACGCUGCUGCUGGAACACAAUCAUUCGGCGGUUAAAUGAAUCAAGCUAUUCACGUUUAGAUCUUAUUUAUAAUAUGCAAUAUAUUUUGAUAUUGUAUUUAAUAAAAAAAAUUGUGAUUUUAAAACUUAUCCAAUUUGUCU
Chironomus riparius is the source of this 577-nucleotide messenger RNA. The record is from the annotation of a GenBank genome assembly. NCBI's taxonomy places the organism in Eukaryota, Metazoa, Arthropoda, Insecta, Diptera, Chironomidae.